Messenger RNA from Selaginella moellendorffii, 2015 nucleotides. RefSeq names its product neutral/alkaline invertase 3, chloroplastic. The transcript is spliced from 6 exons. Gene Ontology annotation, biological process: sucrose catabolic process. Bases 59 to 1945 code for a protein of 628 amino acids. The record is from RefSeq and is a predicted model, not a curated record. Gene Ontology annotation, molecular function: sucrose alpha-glucosidase activity; endo-alpha-N-acetylgalactosaminidase activity. Lineage: Eukaryota; Viridiplantae; Streptophyta; Lycopodiopsida; Selaginellales; Selaginellaceae.
UAGGUCUGGCCAUGUCAAAAAGGGGGAAAAUGGGAGCACCAAGAAAUUUUAGGUCGCAAUGCAUGCUCUCCAGCCGCGCCACAGCUGCGGUUGCGGCCACACUGCCAUCGCCACGCAGGGAUCGUCCGCCAUCGGGCACUGGAACUGGAAGAGAUCGCGGGUGAGGUACGAAUUUCGCAAGAAGGUCUAUGGCGUCGUCCGGCUCCGGCAUUGCAUCGCCCGGGCCUCAAGCACAGCCAGCGGCAGCAGCAGCGGCAGCGAGGAAGAUCAUCCAUUGCCAGCUCCAGACGGGGAGGCUAUCGCGGGCAAGAGGAAGAAAGAGGGCAGCGACCUCACACUGGUCGUGUCGGUGGGCGAGAAUUUGAGGCCCGGGCACGUCUAUGUCCGCCAUGGAGGGGCCGUGGCGCCGCUCACGGUGGGAGAGAUCCGCAAGGCGGCAUUGGCAGACAAGCAAAGUUUUUCUAAGCGAGAGAGCCCUUUGGAACACGAGGCUUGGGAGCUUCUCAGGUCUGCCAUGGUUUACUACUGUGGGACUCCAGUCGGGACGAUCGCUGCCAAUGAUCCCACCGAUGGCCACCCUUUGAACUACGACCAAGUUUUUAUCAGGGACUUUAUCCCGUCCGCCAUAGCUUUCCUGCUCAAGGGCGAGACAGACAUUGUCCGGAAUUUUCUUCUACAUACGCUCCAGCUCCAGAGCUGGGAGAAGACUGUGGAUUGCUACAAUCCCGGCCAAGGACUGAUGCCCGCCAGCUUUAAAGUGAGAACUGUUCCUCUCGAGGGUGAUCCAGCAAAUGGCACGGAGGAGGUUUUGGAUCCAGAUUUUGGUGAAGCUGCCAUUGGCCGAGUUGCUCCUGUCGAUUCCGGAUUGUGGUGGAUUAUUCUUUUGAGAGCUUAUGGCAAAAGCACAGGGGAUUACACGUUGCAAGAGAGGGUCGACGUCCAAACCGGCAUGAAAAUGAUCCUGAAGCUUUGCCUUGCUGAUGGCUUCGACAUGUUUCCGACUUUGCUCGUGACUGAUGGUUCGUGCAUGAUCGAUAGAAGGAUGGGAAUUCAUGGCCAUCCCCUCGAAAUACAGGCUCUGUUUUACUCUGCACUAAGGUGUGCUCGGGAAAUGCUGAUCUCGGAAGACAGCGCGCUUGAUCUCAUCAGGACCCUCACUUCUCGACUCAGUGCCCUGUCCUUUCACAUCAGAGAGUAUUACUGGGUGGACAUGGGAAAGCUCAACGAGAUUUACCGCUACAAAACCGAGGAGUAUUCUCACGAGGCAGUCAACAAGUUUAACAUCUAUCCGGACCACCUCUCGCCAUGGCUGGUGGACUGGAUUCCCAACAAAGGCGGCUACCUGGUUGGAAAUCUUCAACCAGCUCAUAUGGACUUUCGGUUCUUCUCUCUUGGCAACCUGUGGGCGAUUGUGAGCUCUUUAGCCACGCCAGAACAGGCAGAAGGCAUACUCGAUCUCAUCGAAGCUCGCUGGGUGGACUUCGUCGGCAACAUGCCUAUGAAGAUAUGCUAUCCGGCUUUGCAGGGAGAGGAGUGGCGUAUCAUCACCGGAAGUGAUCCCAAAAACACACCAUGGUCGUAUCACAACGGAGGUUCCUGGCCGACUCUCUUGUGGCAGCUUACUGUGGCUUGCAUCAAGAUGGGGCGCCCGGAGAUGGCUGAGCGUGCCAUUGAAGUUGCGGAGAAACGGAUCUCCAGAGACAGAUGGCCAGAGUAUUAUGACACAAGAGCAGCGAGGUUCGUAGGGAAGCAGGCUCGACUCUACCAGACUUGGUCCAUUGCAGGCUAUCUUGUUGCCAAGAUGCUUUUGGAUAAGCCGGAUGCUGUGAAAAUCUUGACGUGUGAGGAGGACUUGGCGUUGCUGGAGGCCAUGUCGUGCUCUUUGGAUGCCAAUCCUCGCAUUAAGAGAAAACGCAAGCUGAAGUCUACCAGAAUUAUAGUGUAAAUUCAAUGUUUGACAAAGAAUGUUAAUCUAAAGUAAAUAUAUUAUAAAAUAGGAGCCAUUCGCACUUGCU